AUGAUGUCUCGUGUGUUUUGUUUUCUCGCUUUGCUGUUGAGUGUUGUCUUUUUGGGUGUGACAGCUGUGGCAAGUUCUUCUUCUUCACUUACAGUUGAUUCUGGUGUUCCUUGUCCUCCUGAGACAAAUGAUUCUGGUGAGGGUAAUAAUUGCUCGCCUACUCAUUCUGCUGCUGCUAAAGCUCCUACUCCUAAUUCUUGUACUGAUGGUGGCUCUACUGGUGGUAGUUGUGCUGCUAAUGCUGUUCGUGGUCCUGCUGGUCCUGCUGGUGAAAGAGGUGAACCGGGUCCUGCUGGUGCUGGUGCUACUACUUGUCCUGAUGGUAAUACAGCUAAUCCUAAUUGUCCCAAAGAUCCAACAUUACGAAACAAACCGCUUGAAGAGGAAGCGGCUGCUGAGGCUUCACAUGGUCACGGUGCUGCUCGUGGUGUUGGUGCACCAAGUAUAGGGCCUGCUGGUGAAGCCGAUCGCGCUGGUGCUCAAGCUGACCAGGAAAUUCCGGACCCUCGAAGAGAACAAGAGGCUGCUGCACCUACUGAUACUGCUAUGAAUCCUGAGGCACCUGCAAGUGCACCUGACACUGGAAUCAGCAGCAACAAUGAAGGAAGUGAAAGUGAAACAUCACAACCUCCAUCUUCUUCUAACGAUACAACCACAGCGGGUGAUGCUGGUUCUAAUCCUGCAUCGACUGAACCUGAUAAUACUCCUUCAGGGAGUGAGUCAACAGGUAGCCAAGAAGGUGAUAUGGGUAAUACAGACACCACCACCACAACAACAAAAGCAACACUUCCUCCUGAACCUGCAAACAACAACAAGAAGGGUGAUGCAGACAGCAGCAGCAGUAUCAGCAGUUAUGUGUGGGUGCGUGUACCACUACUGAUUGUGGUUACACUGGCCUGUAUUCUUGUGUGCUGA
Trypanosoma theileri is the source of this 915-nucleotide messenger RNA. RefSeq lists its product as uncharacterized. The transcript has a single exon. The record is from RefSeq and is a predicted model, not a curated record. Lineage: Eukaryota; Euglenozoa; Kinetoplastea; Trypanosomatida; Trypanosomatidae. Bases 1 to 915 code for a protein of 304 amino acids.